Daphnia magna is the source of this 2387-nucleotide messenger RNA. RefSeq names its product protein goliath (gene gol). NCBI's taxonomy places the organism in Eukaryota, Metazoa, Arthropoda, Branchiopoda, Diplostraca, Daphniidae. The transcript has 10 exons. The coding region runs from base 409 to 1812 and encodes 467 amino acids. The record is from RefSeq and is a predicted model, not a curated record.
CGAACGAGCUUCACUCGGGCUCGAGAGUUGGAUUCGUGCUAGCGUGUUUGGCUUCUUUGCGUUUAGACAGUUUCCUUUUUUUGCCCCGACUCUCAUUUUAACGUACCGUAAACAAAUCCGUACCCAUUUCUCGCACGGGCAACAGAUUGUCUGCCAGUUGUGUGACGAUUAAAUCGGGUCCAACAGUUGUGAUAAUCGGCCAUUUUUUUCCCAAAGGCAUCACUUGACUGUCUUGCCGAUGACGACGUUGUUUAUUUUCUUCUUCAAUGAUCCCUCGUUGCAAAGUCUCUGAAAAGUGAAACUUUUUGCAAAUAAAAAUUAUUACUCACUCUGUGCUCAUCACUCGUCAUUCAUCUUCUACAUUCAGUUUAGUGCCGCGUGGUUGUGCAUGUUCGACAGUUUCAAGAAAUGAACCGAUCGAUGCGUGCGAUGGCUGUGUCCAUCGCUGUUGUAGUAUUGCUAAUUGGAACCAAAUUAGUGAAUUGUGAUCAAUGGCCGUUCCCCGAAAGCGAGGAGUACACUCUGGCCCACAUCAACGUGUCUUACAUCGAUUCUGCCGCAGUCCACAACGACGCAGCGGAUAUGGGCAAAUUCGGCAACGGCAGAGUCGGCAGCACAGCGGGACUUAUCGUUCACGUUCGUUCGGCUAAUUCGAGCUCACAUUAUGGUUGUGACAUGAUCUACGAUAACGAGAUACCUGUAGUGCCGUGGAUCGCCUUGGUACGUCGUGGGCGUUGCAAUUUCGACGACAAAUUGGAAGCGGCUGUUUUAAACAAUGCGUCCGGUCUGGUCGUAUACAAUAACAAAGAGGACGGCCUCCAACGAAUGACUUUACGCAAUAAAUAUCGUGACAAAAUCGUGGCCGUGUUUAUCACGCGUGCCAAAGGUGAAGAAUUGGCAGCUUUGGUCGACAAUGGCACGCGUGUCAUGAUGCAAGUGACUGUCGGCGCUCAUUACACCUACCGUUUCACCAAUAUCAACAGGACAUCCGUCAUGUUCGUUUCCAUCUCGUUUAUCGUUCUGAUGAUGAUCUCCCUGGCAUGGCUCGUCUUUUACUACAUUCAGCGUUUCCGCUAUUUACACGCAAAGGACCGAUUGUCGCGCGAGUUGACGAGUGCUGCUCAGAAAGCCCUUUCCAAAAUCCCCACUAGGGCCAUCAAAAACACUGACAAGGAAGUUUCCGAAGCUGAAUGUUGUGCCGUUUGCAUCGAGCCCUACAAAGCCAACGAUGUUGUUCGAUUAUUGCCUUGCAGGCACGAAUUCCAUAAAAUAUGCGUCGAUCCAUGGCUAUUGGAGCACAGGACCUGCCCCAUGUGCAAAAUGGAUAUCUUGAAACACUAUGGCUAUGUGGUAAUUUCAAUAACCAUAUUUACCGGAAGUCAAGAAAGCGUCGUCAAUAUGGAUUUAGACGCGCCAAUAAUCUCAGGAUUACGUCCUGGUCAACGUAGAGGAAACGCUUCGCCGGUGGUCGUUCCUGCUGGCCAACAUUCCACUCAUCAACGGUCACCUAGCGUGACUCCCGACAUCCAGCUCACAUCAGAACGGCCUUCAGCCAGGAUUAGCCGAACAGACACGUUGGAACCGAUUCGUCGUGAAGCGAACGAUUCACCGUCCACACGUCGUUAUUGGUCUUGGCCACGAUCUUUCUCCAGUCGGAAUAACCCUCCUAUUUCAACAGAUCCAGACGUCGUUGAAGAUACUUCUGUUUCAGUACCAACAGCUGUCGAAACACAAGUGGAGAUUGUCUGCGAAUCUCCUGUUGCAGCAUCCGCUACGGCCAUCAGUACCGAUAGUCGUCCUAACGUCGUCUAGUAUUAUCCAUCGUGUAUUUUGGUUUUUCCAAGUCGUUUAUAUAGUCUUGCGCUGUGUAUAUAUGCCUCCUCCGACUCGAAUAUGUAACCAAUUGCAUCAACAAACGGCAAGCAGAUGCGCAAUCCGACCCACUUGGGCGCUGUUUCAGUCAUUUGUGCUGUGAAAAAUCGUCGUUUCGACCCGAAUUUUAACGAGAAAAGCAGUAGGGAAUCGAACUUGAUAUUUUGACUGUAUUUCGAGCGUGAUUAUUUUGUAAGCUGACGGAAAAGGAUGCAUGCUUCGCGAAUUGUGAUAUUCUCCAUUGUUAUCAAGUGUGGAGGAGAUUUUACGAAAUGUCUGGCCGACUCGUUUGGUUGGAAGGCGUCGAAAUUCGAUCUGUUCGAUUCAAAAUUUCCAUCUGAGCCAAUCGCCCAUUCAAAGAUUCGGCGAAUGUGUAAUCUUUUCGGGUGUAUUCGUUAAUUGUUCAUUCUCUCUUCUGUCUCUUUCAAUAUUCAUUGGGGUGAAGAUAAUAUUACAUUGGUCUGUACAUAAUUUCAAAUUUUAAUCAAUACAAUAUGGACAGUAUUCCACCAACA